GAACGUGUUCAUGCAAAAGACCCCCCACAUGCAUAUUUGGAUAAACUAAAAGCAUAUCUGGACCCAAAGGCCACCAGGAGUUCACGGCAAGCCAUGUGCCUCGCUAUUCAUACAAUGAUACCAGUUCCAUUUAUUAAGCGUAAAAUGCUUGGUGACUCGACAUCAACACAAGUACUUCGGGACCUAGAAAUAUCUCUCCGAACUAAUCAUAUAGAAUGGGUGCGAGAAUUUCUAAAUGAGAACAACAAAGGCUUGGAUGUGCUUGUGGAUUAUCUGUCCUUCUCUCAGGUGGUAAUGAGGCGGGAACAACUUUUAAAUAAUGAGAAAACAUCAAGUCUGGACUCAGGCCUCAGCCGAAGCCCAAGAAGACAUCUUAAAAGGUCAAACACAAUAGGGUCACCUCGUAGCUCAAAACACAUCAGCAAGCUCAACAUGGGAGAAGCCAGAGAUGAUGUUCAUGUCUGCAUUAUGUGUUUACGGGCAAUCAUGAAUCAUCAAUAUGGUUUCAACCUUGUCAUAGCUCACAAAGAUGCCAUUAACUGUAUCGCACUCAGUCUCAACCACAAAAGUUUACGAACCAAGGCGUUAGUACUGGAGUUGUUAGCAGCUGUAUGUUUAGUCAGUGGAGGACAUGAUAUUAUUCUUUCAGCAUUUGACAAUUUUAAGGAAGUAUGUGGUGAACGACAUAGAUUUGAAACUCUUAUGGACUAUUUUAAAAAUUACGAAGAAUUCCACAUAGACUUUAUGGCUGCUUGCAUGCAAUUUAUCAACAUUGUGGUCCACUCCGUAGAAAACAUGAACUUUCGCGUCCAUCUACAGUAUGAGUUCACAAAUAUUGGCCUAGAUGAAUACUUAGAAAAACUACGCAACACCGAAAGUGACCACCUGGCAGUUCAAGUCCAUGCCUAUGUAGACAAUGUCAUUGAUGUGGCCCAGUUGUUGGAAGACUCUGAAACAAAAACUGAUGCAUUAGAGAGAGUGGCUGAGCUGGAGGAGGAACUGUCACAUGUCACAGAGAGAUUGGCUGAAGUGGAAGAGGAAGCAAUGACUAAAACAGUGGAGUUAGAAAAACAGUUGUCAGAAGCAAAUACAGAACUCGAAGACCUGCGGGAGUUAACGUCAAGGCAGGAGAUGGAGAUGUCAAUGUUGAGACAGACAAUCACAGAGAAAGAUGAGGAAUCUCGUAAGCGGCUGAGUAUGCUAGAUGCUAAACUGCAUGAGCUGGAAACCAUAAAAUCUCAUCCAG
Molecule: messenger RNA, 1246 nt
Organism: Candidula unifasciata
Lineage: Eukaryota; Metazoa; Mollusca; Gastropoda; Stylommatophora; Geomitridae
Source: the annotation of a GenBank genome assembly